AUGGCGUUGAAUCCGAUACUCGCGCAGGAUAUACACUCGAAGCAGCUCAUUCCGCACUGCCAGAACGGCGAAUACCUGCUGAUGUGUCGUAACAGCACGUCGUUCACCCUUUCGUUGCAGGGGCGCUCGAUGAAGGGCGCGGGCGACACGUUCCUGACGACGCAUCGCAUCGUCAUGGUGAAAAAGCAGGACCAGAAGUUCCACAAGGACUUCUCGAGCAUAUCGCUCCCGUACUCACACGUUGACGAGCCGCGAUUCCGGCAGCCGAUCUUCGGCAGCAAUUACCUAGAGGGCAGCAUACGACCGGACAGCGUGGCUCCGUACCCCUUGGCAAGUGCGGGGAAGUUCUAUCUUUACUUCGACGGCGGCUGCGGGAACUUCUUGAACGGCUUCUUCAUGUACUACGCCCGCGUGCGCAACAACCCCGCGUACAGGGUGGAUGCGCACCCAAUGAGGGACAUGCCUGAGUCGCGCAGCGCAUUCGUUGACCCGAACGACCCAACGCGCGUCUACUAUGCCCAGCCGGAACAGGCUCCGGUUGCACCUCCGGCUUCCGCUGUAUACGCUACGCAAAGCGGGACUGAGCCUUCAGCUCCACCUAUGGCUCCGGCUGCCGCCGCGGCAGCAGCUGCAGCUGCCCGUGCGGGGCAGGCGGAUAAUCCGACAGAGGCGGGAAACACAGCUGAAGGCGAAACACCGGCAGAAGGCGCAGCACCUGACCCUGCCGAGGAAAAUAGAAGGCUCGUACGGCGUGGAAAGACGUCCGCGGCCACUUCGUUUUCCAAUGUCAGUAUUUUUGGUGAGAAAUGUGAAGGUUCAUCGCACUCUGGCGGCGAUUCUGCCGCUGCUGAGGUGGGUUUUACGUCCUGUGCAUAUCGCGACGCUUGUCUCCACCUGCCUGCUCUGACUCCUUUCAGCACGAUAGCCUUCUACGCCGCGCUCGUGUGCCUGCCGAUGCUCCCGUUGCUUGGAGAGGAAGCCAGCGUCAGCGAGCACGCGUACCUACAUGGAUUCACCCCGGACACGCUGACCUAUGCGAGCCGCCUGUUCAUGAUAGAAACGAUGUCUUCGAUUACGGAGGCGUGCCAGCAGGGCUCAGCAAGGUCAAACGAGCAGACCAAAGGUCUGCCGCCAUUCUCCAGGUGGACUGCCGAGGCUCCGGCCGAUGCCCCGGCAGUGUACACCGCCAUCGAGGAGCUCGUGCGCGCAACGAUUCCCAGGGCGGAGGUGGCCUACAACGACUUCAGGUAUGUCUUCAACAACGGCCUCGGCGUCACCGGCAGCUCCAUCCUGCUGCACCUCAAAUGUGCGCGCUGCUCGUCGUACGGGGCCUCCCUUGUGGUGGCGACGAUAGACACGGGCUCCAAGAGCGAUUUCAUGCUGGAUCAACGCGGGUACAUCACCCGGCCCAAAGGCGGGGACGGUGAAGCGCUAGGAAGGUGCGCGUCGUCGACACACGGAGUUGCGGCGGCAAUAGCCGCGCUGAAAAACGUCGCCGAAUUCGACAACCAGCAGCAGGACCUGAUGGUGCUGAUAACGGAACGUAACCUGCCGUACGCGGCGGGGACACGGCAGUUCCUGGACGACUACUUCACCCGCCCGGACUUCAAAUGGAACAGCGGAUGGCUGCACAACGCACUAGCCCUGGACCUGGGGUACGGCCGUUGCGGCAGCUACGAGGUGACUUAUGAGGGCCUGGACGGCGCAGUGCCCAACCCGGAUGUGGUGAUAUCGUUCCUCUCGACGGCCAAGACGGCCGAGUUGGAUGCCGAGCCCGCCGACGUGUUGGCAAGGAUAGGCCGCAUGUCGAUGAACGCGCUGCCGCAUCUGCCGCACGUGGCGAUGCUGCCGCGUGGCAUCUCCUCUUUCACGCUUACAUGCGCGAGGCGCGCGGACCACACUGACGAGAACAACGCGGAGAAGCUGCUGAGAGUGCUCACGCCGACCAUCCGGAUGCAGAACAACCUGGACACGGUGCUCGAGCGCAAGUCAAACUACUACCAAAUGGUCUCGCAGGACGAGUACCUUACGGAGGCCUCGUACCUGCCCAUCGUACCGGCGCUGCUGCUCGGGCUGACUGUGGAACUGCUCUACUCCGGCCACACCUGGAACUUCCACGCGUUGAUGGCCGGCCUUGCCGUGUUCGCCUUCAAUGCGUGUAUGGGGCCGCUGCUGUCAUAUCUCUACCUCGUGAAGAUCGGCGGCUUGGAUUUCGACACUUUGGACGCCUCCAACCUGAACAAGGUGCGUGGCUCAUUGGUCGUGCUGCUGUCGAGUUACGCGGCGCUGCUUUUCCUGAACGUUCUCGCGCUGAGGAGCUUGCCACGUCGCGCGUUCGUGGGCUACGUAGCCGACCGUGCGGUGUUGGUCCGAAACGAGCUGCUGUCGAAAUUAGGCUACCACGUACCGCCAAGCAGCCCGUUUGCGCGUGUGUGCAAUAAGAUUGUCGGCCCUUUGCGCGCUUUCCUCGAAAAGCUGAAGGCGGCCAUACACUCCAUUCUCCCGCCGUUUAUCAGGAAAGCCAUGGAAACCGCGAGGAAGAGGGGCCCUUCGAGGCUCUCGCUAAUGCUGGAGCGCUGGAGGGCGCGCCGCCAGGGUUCCCGUUCGCCAAGCUCAUCGAUCGAGAUGGUGCCCACGCCGGAGGAGAAGCCCGUCGUUGCGGACGCCGAAGAGACCGUACCCGAUGAGACCGUGGUCGAAACUCCGACUGUACAGGAGGUCGCUGACGAGGAAGAAUCGCAAAGCCUUUUGGAUUCGAUGGGCGGCACGGCCAUAGCGUGUCCGACCAACAGCGCCCUGCCGACGCCCAACGUGGUAGCCGGCAUCGGCACGCUGUUCUUCGCCACCGUCUUUUUGUACAGCCUGAUGAUUUUCCACUGGCCGCUGGCGGUGCUGCUCUCCCUGUGCCUGGUGCCCGCGCUGCGCAGGGUGCGUGUCUGGAACCACACCCGCAGGAAGUGCUUGGCCGACCUCUUCAUCUGCACAAACUACCUGGUCUUCAUUUCGAUACUCUCGUCGACAAGGAGGGUCCUGAACUCGAAGCAAAGGGAGCUGCUCGACGUCGCCUUCAACACCGGGCCCCUGGGAGUGCUCGCCUUCGUGCUCCGCGCUGUCUACAGGGUGUACCUGCUUGUGCGGAGGAUCAACUUCGCCAGGCUGGUGGCCAUCCUGCGCGGCCCGUUCGUCUCGCAGAAGGUAUUAUCGCUCGCACAGCAGCACGUGCUGCUCGGCUCCGGCGCGCUGCCGCUGAUCUGGUUCUGCGCGGUGCCCGUCGUCUUCCACAUUGGCCUGAUUUUCAUACUCACCCGCUGCAACAGGCAGUAG
Molecule: messenger RNA, 3324 nt
Organism: Babesia bigemina
Lineage: Eukaryota; Apicomplexa; Aconoidasida; Piroplasmida; Babesiidae
Product: membrane protein, putative
Exons: 7
Coding region: 1-3324 (1107 amino acids)
Biological process (GO): positive regulation of DNA-templated transcription
Cellular component (GO): GPI-anchor transamidase complex; nucleus; membrane
Molecular function (GO): transcription coactivator activity; chromatin DNA binding
Source: RefSeq, a predicted model, not a curated record